AUGGCAGAGGGAGAAGUGUUAUACGACUUUUGCGGCUCGACUUUCUGGGACUUAAAUGUUACAUGGCACACAGACAAUCCAGACUUUACGCAUUGUUUUGAGCGAACGGUAUUAGUAUGGAUACCGUGUGCUUUCCUGUGGCUACUAGCACCUCUAGAAACACAUUACCUCAUCCAGAGUGUAGAUCGACUUAUACCAUGGAGUUGGUUAAAUAUUUCAAAAUUGGCUGUGUCGAGUGUAUUAGUACUUAUCCAGUUUAUAGAGAUAUUUUAUGCAGUUCACUUAAGCAACAUAGGGGAGAACGUACCAGGUGUCUUGUAUUUGACCCCCAUUGUAAUUUUACUCUCACUGGUACUACAGAUGGUAUUUAUCGUGAUGGAAAAGAAGAGAGGUAUACAGAGUUGUGGCUAUCUCUUUGUUUUUUGGCUGCUUCUGUUUCUUUGUGGGUUACCUGAGUUUCGUACUUAUAUCGUUAAUGCCCAGGAUGAGACAGCAGAAUAUCAUACCUUGACGUUUGGAACGUACAUGGUUCAUUAUCCCUUGGUUGUUGUCAUUUUGAUUUUGAACUGUUUUGGAGAUGCACCUCCCCAGUAUGUAGAUUAUCCACGUAGCGAGAAAGUGUGUCCAGAGGUCAGUGCUUCCUUCCUAAGCCGCACCACCUUUGCAUGGGUUGAUGGCUUGAUUUGGAAGGGCUACAGACAACCUUUAAAAGAAGAAGAUCUUUGGGAUCUUUCUUAUGAAAAUGCGGCACAUACCGUUGUGUCAAAAUGGGAAAAGAACUGGCAGAAGACAAAAGCAAAAGCUUACAAGCAAUUCUGGGAUAAUUUUGGGAAAGGAGAAUCCCACACGUCUGCUACCUAUGCAAAUAACUAUGCACAUGUUGAAAUAUCUGGAACUUCGGGUGAUAAAGAGUAUCUCUCCAUACUUCCUGCAUUAGUGAAGACCUUUGGCCCAUCUUUCUUUUUUGGUGGUAUAUUAAAGUUUUCCCAUGAUGUGUUGCAGUUUCUGAGUCCACAGAUCUUAAGUGCUUUAAUUAAGUUUACAGAAAGCUCUGCAGAAGAUACACCCAUGUGGCAUGGUUACUUGUACGCAGCUCUGAUGUUCAUUUGCGCUCAAAUACAGUCACUGUGCUUAGGGCCAUUAAUUCAUGAGAAUGUUUCAGAAAAAGUUGGUCUAAGAAUGAGAACAGCGAUUAUAUCUGCUGUGUAUACUAAGGCUAUGAGAAUAUCAAAUUCAGCAAAGAAAAAGUCAACUACAGGAGAAAUAGUCAACUUGAUGUCUGUAGAUGCACAGCGGUUUAUGGACAUCACAACUUACAUCAACAUGUUAUGGUCUGCACCACUGCAGAUUGGCCUUGCUUUGUAUUUCUUGUGGGAACUGUUAGGGCCCUCAGUUCUUGCAGGACUUGCCGUUAUGAUCAUUGUCAUACCCAUAAAUGGAGUGAUUGCCAAAAAAACAAAGGACCUUCAGUUGAAGCAAAUGAAAAAUAAAGAUCAUAGAGUAAAGCUCAUGAAUGAAAUUCUCAAUGGAAUAAAGGUUUUAAAGCUUUAUGCUUGGGAACAAUCAUUUGAAGAACAGGUGCUUCAGGUUCGAGGUAAAGAAAUAAAAGUUUUGAAACAAAUGGCUUAUCUUACUGCUGGCACAUCUUUUAUUUGGACCUGCACACCUUUCUUGGUAUCAUUGGCUACAUUUGCAACCUAUGUCAGUAUCUCUGAUGAACAUGUGUUGGAUGCAAAAACUGCUUUUGUUUCCUUGUCGUUAUUUAACUUGUUAAGGUUUCCUAUUGCUAUGUUACCUAUGCUCAUCUCAAGUUUAGUUCAGGCUAGUGUGUCGCUGAAGAGGAUGAAUAAAUUCAUGAAUGUGGAUGAACUUGAUCCAAACAGUGUUAUUCAUGAUACCCAAGAAAGCAGGCCUAUUGUGGUUGAGAAUGGUACCUUUGCAUGGGGACAUGAUGAGGAUGAUAGUAAGCCAGUGCUCAAAGGAAUCAACCUCUCUGUUAAUGAUGGCUCAUUAGUAGCUGUUGUUGGAAAUGUGGGUGCUGGAAAAUCCUCACUCUGCUCUGCUAUUCUUGGGGAAAUGGAAAAGCAGUCUGGCAGAGUAAAUGUCAAAGGCAAAAUUGCUUAUGUUUCACAACAAGCUUGGAUUCAGAAUGCCACCCUGGAGAACAAUAUUCUUUUCAACCAGAGUAAGGAUAAUAGCAAAUACGAAAUGUGUAUUAAGUCAUGUGCAUUAAGAGCAGAUCUUGAAAUGCUUCCAGCUGGUGAUCAGACAGAAAUCGGUGAAAAAGGUAUAAAUCUAAGUGGUGGGCAGAAGCAACGCAUUAGUCUUGCACGUGCUGUUUAUAGUGAUGCAGACAUUUAUCUGCUUGACGAUCCAUUGAGUGCUGUUGACUCACAUGUUGGGAAACACAUCUUUGAACACGUAAUUGGCCCCCAAGGAAUUUUGAAAAGGAAGACUCGCAUCCUAGUGACACAUGGUUUGACUUAUUUGUCGCAAGUAGACAAAAUAAUCGUUUUGAAAAAUGGCGUAAUUACUGAGGAAGGCACUUACAAAGAGUUGUUAGAGAGAAAGGGAGAAUUUCAAGAGUUUCUUCUUCAAUAUCUUACUGAAAGUGCACAUAAAGAGGAUGACAUAAUUUAUAUUAAUAAACAGCAGUUUGCUUUCAUCUCUAAAAGUUAUGCUAAAGUUUUUACUGUCCUGCAGUUUAUAUUAAUAAACAGCAGUUUGUGCAUGAUGAGUCCAAUGAAUGGCAAUGAUUCUAAGAUUGCUAGGGUGGGACCAGGAAAAGAGUACAGCUCUGCCAGAUCUAUUUAUCCUUUUAGAUCUCAGCCUUGA
Macrobrachium nipponense is the source of this 2835-nucleotide messenger RNA. RefSeq names its product multidrug resistance-associated protein 1-like. Gene Ontology annotation, biological process: transmembrane transport. Gene Ontology annotation, molecular function: ATP binding; ABC-type transporter activity; ATP hydrolysis activity. Gene Ontology annotation, cellular component: membrane. The record is from RefSeq and is a predicted model, not a curated record. NCBI's taxonomy places the organism in Eukaryota, Metazoa, Arthropoda, Malacostraca, Decapoda, Palaemonidae.